AUGGCCACCAGAACUAUUUACCUGCUCACUUGGCGAAGUUUUUCAUCGCAACGUGCGCACUUUUCCAUAUUCGUGCCAUCAGCAGCGGACCAAAAGGGCACUUUGAUCCAUGUCAUAGGCACACCUAUGACGGGGUACAGUCUCGAGUUCAGGCGGAAUUUCUCUCUUACUACCCCUCCACGGCACCAAUGUAUGCUCCCUAUAGGCAAGACUGACGCAUGCAACAUUUCAGACCCUGUCCACGCAACAGAGACCACGGACUCAUCCCCCAGAGGGAAGAUUGAGAUUGCGGCCUCUCAAGUCCCGGCACCUGGUAUUAAUGAGAACUUCAUGGCACCUGUCAAUGAUACUACCAAUAAGCGAUGCCAGGAAUGGACCAUGGAAUUCAUUCGCUAUCUAGUUACUCAGAAACUGAUCGAAGCGGAAGCAGUUCAGAUCGUCCAAUCUCAACGCGAUCCCCCAGAUCAUUGUACGGGUCUUCGGCCUAUCCGAAGAGCGUAG
Molecule: messenger RNA, 501 nt
Organism: Penicillium olsonii
Lineage: Eukaryota; Fungi; Ascomycota; Eurotiomycetes; Eurotiales; Aspergillaceae
Source: the annotation of a GenBank genome assembly